Habropoda laboriosa is the source of this 4177-nucleotide messenger RNA. Its product is annotated as myelin regulatory factor-like protein. Lineage: Eukaryota; Metazoa; Arthropoda; Insecta; Hymenoptera; Apidae. Bases 629 to 4087 code for a protein of 1152 amino acids. Gene Ontology annotation, molecular function: DNA-binding transcription factor activity; sequence-specific DNA binding. The transcript has 18 exons. The record is from RefSeq and is a predicted model, not a curated record. Gene Ontology annotation, cellular component: nucleus; endoplasmic reticulum membrane. Gene Ontology annotation, biological process: positive regulation of DNA-templated transcription; protein autoprocessing.
ACGGAACUCAAGUUUAGUCCGCGCCUCGGGAUUCGACACGGCUCCUGGGUGUACGAGCCAGCAGCAGAAUAAACGCACGGAGAAAUCGUUCUCGACGGAGAGGAAAAAAAAAAAGAAGCAGGCGGCGCACACAGGUUCGUCCGUAGUGGUGUUACCGGCGGUUCUCUUUUCGGAUUACCGACAUUUGUUUCCCUCGCGAUGCUCUCAUUGUCGUCGUGUUUCGCCGUGCCGAUUCUCGACGGCGAUCGUUCGUAGAUCGUGUCGCUGCACUCGGGAGGUAAAACAAGGAAACACACAUAGUGACCACACGAAAGGAGGAGGUAUCGGUUCGCGGAGCUGUUUCGUUCGGUGAAUUUCGAGGGAAAAACACGGUUAGAGAAGGACAAACAGUGCGCGGUUGGUUACCGUGAGAAACAGAGACGGAGUAUAAAAGAGGCGGGCAGAGAGAGAGAGAGAGAGAGAGAGAGAGAGAGAGAGCGAGCGAGAGAGACAAAAAAACGGAAGAGAGUUACAUUAAACGUCGCGUACUAUGUGGGACGUCGCGUCGAGUGACAUCGUAGCCUGGAGACAAAAUGGGGCCCGUUGAUCGGGCCCGGAAGAUCUCAGGGGUCCGAUUAUCAACGGAGGUAUGGAUGUCAUCGGGGACGGGGACGAGCAAACCCUCCAGGCGAUACUCGGUCGGGGCGAUUUUGUCGGAGGCAUAGACAACGAGGCCCUGGACUUCUCGCAGUUGGAAGAUUUUAUCAACAGCGACAGCGAACAACCGGCCACAUAUUUCGCGGACACCCUUGCUCACAAUGAGAACGGGGGUGGAACGACGACGCACGGUGGUCGCGUGGAGGCGGCGGCCGCUCAACAACCACCGUCUCGAUUGCCAUCGCCGAUUACCCAAAGUCAUCCGGUCUCGAGUACGUGCACAUCCGGCACCACGACCGUGCCAAAUGGCGCCGCUUACAAGGAUCCGCAAUCGUACGUUCACCCACACGCGUUACCAGAAAGCCCACCAGACAGUGGCAGCGAACCGCCAUAUUCGCCGCCUGGUCACAACGACACUCAGCACGUACAUUCACCGCAUCAAAAGGUAGCUCUUCAGGAAAUGCUUCUUCAUCAUCAAGGUAAUCAGGCUAAUUACGCACCAAAUUUACUACCGUCCUCGCCGAGGACGUUAACAUCCUCCACCGAUCCGAUGUUACUGACGCAUUCGGUGCUGACGUCCCAUCUCGCGUCAGGAACACCGAAUAUUCCGUCGCAACAGCAACCGAUAGCUCAGACAUUAGUGCCUUUGCCGCACGAGCAUAGUCCCGGUAACAUUAACACGCUGUAUUCGUCGCUCCAAUCGGCGCCCAAGAAGAGAAAACUGAGCCAGGACGGUCUUGUCCAUGUGAAGCAGGUGCAACGAGAACCUGAACUAGGCACAGUGGAGCACAGUUGCAGCAGCAGUAGCGCGGUUCUCGAUGGAGACGAGGUGGCGGAUAACAGCUACAUCGACGCGAGUUACCAGUGCAUCCGGUUUCAUCCCUUUCAGCAGACUUCCUGGCAUGUUCUUUGCGACCACAAUCUGAAGGAACUUCCAGUGCCCCAUUAUCGUGUGGACGCGGAUAAGGGAUUCAAUUUCAGCAACUCGGACGACGCGUUUGUGUGCCAGAAGAAGAAUCAUUUUCAGAUUACCUGCCAUGCUCAGUUGCAAGGCGAGGCGAUAUUCGUGAGGACCGGCGAGGGUCUGAAGAAGAUAAGCAGCUUCCAGCUGCACUUCUACGGCGUGAAAGUUGAGUCUCCGACGCAAACGAUCAGAGUCGAACAGAGUCAGAGCGACAGGAGCAAGAAACCGUUCCAUCCAGUGACAGCUGCUUUUAGGGUGGAAUUAGGCGGCGAGCGUGUUACGAAGGUAACCGUUGGCCGUCUUCACUUCAGUGAAACGACCAGCAAUAAUAUGCGAAAGAAAGGGAAACCGAAUCCGGACCAACGAUAUUUCCACUUGGUUGUCGGUUUGCAUGCACACACUGCGGACCAGGCCAGCUAUCAGGUGGUAGCUCAUGCAUCCGAGAGAAUAAUCGUCAGGGCAAGUAAUCCCGGUCAGUUCGAGUCGGAAGGUAGUGGAGUAGGUGCAGAGGGUGGGUGGCAAAGGGGAGCAGCUCCAGACAGCGUUUACCAUGCUGGUCGAGUUGGAAUCAACACAGACAGGCCUGACGAAGCUCUGGUUGUUCACGGCAAUAUGAAGGUAACCGGCCACAUUGUUCAACCGAGUGACGCACGAGCGAAGCAGAACGUUCAGGAAGUCGACACGCGUGAACAACUACGAAACGUGCAGCAAUUAAGAGUUGUUCGGUAUAGAUACGCGCCAGAAUUUGCACAGCACUCUGGUCUGGGUAUUAAACAGCAAGAGGACACAGGUGUGAUAGCGCAGGAAGUGCAGCAGAUACUACCGGAAGCUGUGCUACCAGCGGGAGACAUAGUCCUACCAAAUGGCCAGAGGAUCGAGAAUUUCUUGGUGGUGAACAAGGAGAGGAUUUUCAUGGAGAAUGUCGGUGCUGUGAAGGAGCUGUGCAAGGUGACUGACAGUUUAGAGACUCGCAUAGACCAACUGGAGCGGAUAAACAAGCGCCUAGCGAAACUGAAGAGAGGCGACAGCCUCAAGAGUUCGAUUAGUACAAUCUCUAGUAUAUCAAGUAACAAAUACUCAUCCUCUAUCAAUAGCAAGACCACUGUACCAGGGAAAAGUAAGAAGAGUGAACGCGAGGACGAACUUCUGUGCAGCAACAAGUUCAUCCAGAUUAUCAUCGUCAUACUUAUCCUUAUCAUGGCGUUUUGCUUAGUGGCAAUGGCAACGUUAUACUUCUUAGAAUAUCAAAAACGAAGCAGUCUCGAAUGGUCUGCUGUGGCUAGUAAUGGAAUGUUAGCUAUAAGACCUGCUCAUCCUUCGACAGUGUCGAGUACACCGAACUACGAUCCACGGUAUAAUUCCUUAUUGGACAGUACACUAUCGUCUUCUUACACUAAACAUGGAUCACACAGCAGAGGUUUAGACAGUGGUCUGUCUGUGAAAAGUAACGCGUUCUCCACGCAAGCUCCUCACACGAAACAACAGCUCUAUUCUCAAGAGAUCACUUGGUAUCCCAUCAGUCAUUCUGGGGCACAGCCGAAACUCGAAAAGAAUAGCGAAUUUCCUGGAAAUUGGUUAAGUAGAAAUGGUGCAGGAGCCAUUCCCAGCAACGUAGACGAGAAUGAUCAAGGAUCAGAGGCGGAAUCGUCUCUGAACAAAGGUCCAAUUCCGCUGGGAAGACCGACGAAUUGUCCUCGACACUUCAGCGAGUUUGAAAAUCCGUGUCAGGUGUUCUGUUGCACGGCUAAGAUUCACCAGUUCGAAGAACCUCAACCUGAUCAUCCUCCGGAGAAGAAAUCAAUUUCAGAUCACAUAGAACAGCCAUUGAACGUGCACGAGGAGAAGCGUAAAAUAAGCAAAAGUUUCCAGAAUGGCAUCAGCCCGUCCGAUCCGAGCACUCAAACGCUCGUAAAAGAGGUAGUAGAAAAUAAUAAUUACAAGUACCUACACAAGAGAACACGGAGAGAAACAGGUGGUGGUGAUUGGGCGGAAGUCGCCAGCAACGCAGCAGGAUCUUUGCCACCAGAACCUAAGCCACAAUUGUGGAUUUUGGCGGAGAGCUUUAACACUUCGCUCGAUCAAAAGUAUUGCUCCGCGUCCUCGCAGGACACGCCUAAUAAUAUUACUUGCAUCAUUCCUCUUUCGAAGUACAUGCCAGACGUGCAUCUUACCUUACAGUUUGUUGGAAUGCCUUGGUACGGACAAGUAGUGCAACAGUGUUCCUCUCCAACGAGUCCUGGCGUCGACGAGUCCUUAAUGUGCGGACGAAAAUACACGAUGCAACAACAGGCUCAGUUGAAAAUCGAUAUCGAAAGUAACAAUCAACGAGGAGACCAGUCAUUUUCCCUCGACGUUGCUCAUUAUCUCAGGAGAGCAUUGAGGUUUCGUGUACCUACUGUACAGCCACAAGAGAAUAUAUGUAAGAAUAAACACGGUGUCGAUUAUUUCGAGUACACGUUGCAUUUCUAUCGAGACUGCGACGAAUGAUGAAUUUUCAUUAGAACGAUAACAAUCCACAGAGGACUUAACGUGAAGAUUUUACGUUUCUAUUUGAAAGAUUGUUGAGUAUUUCUACAG